Molecule: messenger RNA, 3261 nt
Organism: Purpureocillium takamizusanense
Lineage: Eukaryota; Fungi; Ascomycota; Sordariomycetes; Hypocreales; Ophiocordycipitaceae
Exons: 3
Coding region: 1-3261 (1086 amino acids)
Source: RefSeq, a predicted model, not a curated record
AUGCGUUUCUUCAACUUCAUGCUGGCGGCUAUGGCCCCCGUCAGCCUCGUGGCCGACGCCGUGCCGCGGACCAUGUCGCCGCAGGAGCUCGACCUCGAGGAGCUCCUCGUCAAGCACAACCUGGCCCUCGUGCCCCGGUCAGAGCUCACAGACGCCCUCACGGAGCUCAAUGGCCUGCUGCGGAGACAGCAGCAGCAGCAACACAACGCCCCCAUCUUCCCGCGGCAAAACAGCUCCGGGGGCAAUAGCAACAACCAGCCCCUGGAUCUCAAGGGCCUCGGACUCGGCGACCUGGGCAAUGUCCUCGGCGGGAUUGGCGAUCUCGGCAAGCUUCUAGGCGAUUUGCCCGAUCUGAUCAAGGCCAUCACCCAGCUUCUCACGCCCGAGUUCAUCAAAGGGUUCCACGACGCCAUGAUCUACCUCGCAGAGCUGUUGCGGCCGCCAAUCGCCGGCAUUGGCCGUAACAUCAUCACCAAGGCGGAGCCGCUCAUCAACCUCCUUGGCGAGCUGGACCUCAAGGGCCUGAUAGACCAGAUCAAGGAUGUCGACCUCGCCAGUCUCGUCAAGGGCGUUCUCAAGCUCCUCACAGACGGCAACAUCAAGAACAUUGAGGGCCUGCUCACCAAUGGCGCUGCCUUGCUGACGCCGACAUUCGUCAAUGAGACACAGUCGCUCAUUGGCGAGGCUUCGCCACUCAUCGACCUCAUCAAGGACAUUGACCUCAAGGGCCUUGUCGACGCGCUGAAGCCGCUCCUGACCAAGGAACAGGUCGAGGGCAUUGGAAAGCUGCUCAACAACGCCGAGAGUCUGUUGACGCCUAAAUUCGUCAACCAGACGCAGUCUCUGAUUGGAGAGGCCUCGCCUUUGAUCGAUAUGCUUAUGGAUAUCGACCUCAAGGGUCUGCUCGAUGCCCUCAAGCCUCUCUUGACAAAGGAACAGGUCGAAGGCAUCGGCAAGCUGCUGACCAAUGCCGAGAACCUAUUAACGCCUAAGUUUGUCAACCAGACGCAAUCGCUGAUUGGAGAGGCGUCGCCGUUGAUUGAUAUGCUUAUGGAUAUUGACCUCAAGGGUCUAUUGGAUUCUCUAAAGCCUCUCCUCACAAAGGAACAGGUCGAGGGCAUUGGACAGCUGCUAAAGAACGCCGAGGCGCUGCUGACGCCCAAGUUCGUCAACGAGACGCAAGCCCUCAUCGGAGAGGCGUCUCCUCUCAUUGACAUGCUCAUGGACGUUGACCUUAAGGGAGUUCUCGAAUCCCUCAAGCCCAUUCUCAAAAAGGAGUCUAUCGACGGCAUUGUCACCUUGCUUAAGAACGCAGAGGAUCUGCUCAGCAAGGAAACGGUUGACCAGCUCAAGGUCAUUCUCAAGUCUGCCAAGCCUCUCCUCGACAAGCUCGACAAGAUUGAUCUAGACGGCAUUCUCGAUGCGCUGGAACCACUCCUUACUAAGGAGUCGAUCCAGGGGAUUGUGGAUCUGCUCAAGAACGCAGAGAAUCUCCUUACCAAGGAGACGGUCGAUCAGCUCAAGGGCUUGCUCAAGAGUGCUAAGCCUCUUCUGGACAAGCUGGGCGAGCUCGAUCUGAAGGGCAUCCUUGAUGCACUUGAACCACUGCUCACAAAGGAGUCCGUCCAGGGCCUCGUCAAUCUACUUAAGAAUGCCGAAGAUCUUCUUGGCCAGGAAACAGUCUCGCAAAUCAAGACACUCCUCAAGAGCGCUAAGCCGCUGCUUGAUAAGCUUGACAAGAUUGAUUUGGAUGGCAUCCUCAGCGCAUUGGAGCCCCUUCUCACCAAGGAGUCGAUCAAGGGCAUUGUCGGCUUGGUGGGCAAUGCUGAAAACUUGCUUACCGGCCAAUUUGUCAACCAGACCAAGACCCUUAUCGGAGACGCGCUGCCUCUCGUAUCCUCUCUCAAGGGUCUAGAUCUGGAGGAUCUUCUCAAGCAGGUCGGCCCGCUGCUUCAGAUGCUCGGCAAGCUUGACCUGGAGGGCAUUCUCGAGUCGCUCGCACCUCUUCUCACCAAGGACAGCAUCAAGGGCAUCGUUGGCCUCCUUGAUAACGCAGAGCUCUUGCUUACUGGCAAAUUCGUCAACCAGACGCAGACCCUUAUCGGCGACGCGUUGCCGCUUAUUACCUCCCUGCGUGGUCUCGACCUCCAAGAUCUGCUCAAGCAAAUUGGCCCGCUGCUUAAGAUGCUAGGCAAGAUCGACUUGGAAGGCAUACUGGAGUCUCUAUCUCCCCUGCUCACCAAGGACAGCAUCAAGGGCAUCGUCGGCCUGCUUGGCAACGCCGAGAAUCUCCUCACGAGCAAAUUCGUCAACCAGACUCAGACUCUUAUUGGUGACGCUCUUCCUUUGGUGUCUGCAUUGGGCGACAUCGACCUACAGGACCUACUCAAGCAAAUUGGUCCCAUCCUCAAGAUCCUCGGAAAGCUUGACCUCGAAGGCAUCUUGGAGACUCUGGCGCCUCUCCUCACAAAGGAUAGCAUCGGCGGUAUUGUUGGCUUGUUGGGCAACGCCGAGGAUCUGCUCACGAGCAAGUUUGUGAACCAGACACAUACGCUCAUCGACGGUGCCGUGCCGUUGGUUGGCGCCCUCGACAAGAUUGAUCUACCCAAGCUCAUUGACCAGCUCAAGCCGUUGCUCGAUGUGCUCGACGAGAUUGACAUCAAGAGCCUGGUCAAGCAGAUCAAGCCUCUCCUUGACGCUGUGGGCGAGAUCGACCUGCCCGGUCUGAUCAAGAAGCUGGCGCCUAUCCUGAAUGGUCUUAAGGACAUCGACCUCAAGGCCAUAUUUGAUGCCCUCAAGCCGCUCCUCACAGCCGAUACAAUCGACGGAGUCGUUGACCUUCUCGACAACGCCGAGCAUCUCUUGACGGACAAGUUCGUCAACGAGACGCAGAGCCUCAUUGGCGACGCCGCUCCUUUGCUCAAGCAACUGCGCAAGAUCGAUCUCGAAGGCCUCAUCAACCUGGUGGAGCCCCUGCUGGAAUCGCUCAAGGACGUGGACCUCAAGGGUCUCUUCAAGGCCAUCAAGCCGCUCCUAGAUGCGCUCAACAAGAUCGACAUCAAGGGCAUCGUCGACCAGAUCACCCCGUUCAUCACGCCCGAAAGCGUAAAGGGCAUCUUGAAGCUGGUGGCCAACGCCGAAGACCUGUUGUCUGCCACAUUCGUGGAGCAGACGACAGAGUUGAUAGGCGACGCGACACCUCUCGUGGCGACGAUAUCCGACUUUGUGCACGCCAUCUUCAAGUCAUUGAUGGGCCCUUAG